GCGCGCGCGCCGCAACUUUAUCGCGCUGGCGCAAGGUGGGAGGGGGGUAGUCAAGCGGACUGGCCUACCUGCGGUAAAAAUAUGUCGAAAACAUGUCAUCAAUGCUCUGCUGUGCCGUGCUUUCAAAACUAGGCUAAAUUAGCUUUAGUCUUAAUCACAAUUAAUACAUUAAAAAUUAGAAAAAAAAGUAAUACCUAACUUUAAAAAACAAAAUUCUUACAUCAACUUUAUUCUCUUCUUCGCUGUACGUUCCUUCAACUAAUAGUCAUCUGAGAAAACGACAUACUGCAACAUUACCAGCAAGCAUUGUGACAACUAUCAACUGAGAAAUCUUCUUUUAUUGUUUAAAUAAUAUUUAAUUGAAACGUGUGCUGUGUAUUGUAAUGAACCAACCGAAUACUUUAGAACUGUCUAUUUUAUAACAAUUAUUAUUAGAUUUUUAAAGUAGGCUAGAUAUCUUUUUAUUAUUUAUUAAGUUUUUUUUUGUCUAAGUUAAGAAGAAAGAGUUUUAUGUAACAACCAUAAUUAUUUGUGUUCAAACGUAAAACAUAUAGGAAAGUCGCUUGACUUAGUCGAGUGCCUUUUUAGCUCUUAAAAAAUAUUACUGUGAUAUUGAUUUUAAUGGUAAUAAUGUAUUAUAAUAUAUAAUUUAACGUUAGGAUAAUACAUUAGAUUAUAACAUAAUAUAUAAAUAUUAAUAUAUAUAUUUAAAAGCAAAUAAACCAACCCCAUCCCCCAUUCCCCCACUCCCUAAAAACAACUUUACCGGUAUAAAUUAAAAAUUGUAUGGUCAUAAUAGUUAAGUAUAUAAACAAACAAUAACUCAAGAAUUUAAAACUAGUAUGUCUAACAACUCCCAGUGGAAUUUGUUUCAAUCAAAUAUGUUGAACGGUAGUGAUUCUUCUAUGAUAAACUUUAAAACCCUUUCGGCAUUAACAAAUCUAAACAAUUACCCAUCAUCGAGAUCUUCAAAUCAUUCACCGCCAAACUAUAAUUCACAGUCAAGUCAAAAUUUUCCUAUGCCAUCACAAUAUCAGUCGUCGCAAUUUCAUCAAAAGGAGUCUUCAAUGAAUAAUAUGUUUAACAAUGGACUACAGUCUUCAAACUUUGAUGUAUUCUCUUCUGAUAACACUGCACCUGUGAGCCGUUAUCCUCCAGCUGGUAAUGACAUUUUUGGUGGACAUGACACGGCUACUGCGAGCAGCUCAAACAAUUCAAAUUUUUCAAAUGAAUCGUUUGGUAACAAUCAAGGAGUUAGAGAAACCGGAAUCAUAGAAAAACUUUUGCAUUCUUAUGGUUUUAUUCAAUGUUGUGAGCGUCAGGCAAGAUUGUUCUUUCAUUUCAGUCAAUUUAGCGGCAACAUUGAGCAUCUUAAAAUUGGUGAUCCCGUUGAAUUUGAAAUGACUUAUGACAGAAGAACUGGUAAACCCAUUGCUAGCACUGUUACAAAAAUUGCUCCUGAAGUGGUAUUAAGUGAAGAAAGAGUAACUGGUGUAGUAACAACAGAAUUGAGAACUGAAGGCUCGGGCGGUGAUACACAAGGGCGAAUUAGUUAUGAAAAUCGAGGAGAGUGUUUCUUUCUCCCUUACAAUAAAGAUGAUGUUGAAGGUAAUGUGACCCUUAGAACUGGUGAUCAAGUAAGCUUUCAAAUCGCAACAAAUCAGAGGGGUAAUUUGGGAGCUACACAUGUCCGCUUAGAAAAUCCAGUACAUCCAGUUAAAUAUCAGGGAGUUGUGUGUUCUAUGAAAGAUGUUUUUGGUUACAUCGAACGAGCUGAUAUAGUUAAAGAAAUUUCAUUUCCAUUUACUGAAUUUAAAGAUUCUUCCAAACCUUUACAAUUGGGUGAUGAUGUAGAAUUCAUAAUACAAACACGUAGUGGAAAAGAAGUUGCAUGUAAUAUUGAACGUUUGCCUCCUGGUUCAGUAAUAUUUGAAGAUAUCGAGGAUACUGUUAUGAAGGGCCAAGUUUUAAAACCUUUAGACAAAACCCCUCAAAAUCAUUUACCAUCUGAACCACUACCUGGACGUAUACGUUAUAGAGCACCUGAUUAUUCUGAAGUUGAAGUUUCAUUUGGUGAAAAAGAUCAGCAGGGUGAUUUUACGUUGAGACAUGGUGAUUGGGUUGAAUUCCGAAUAGCAACUGAUCGACGAGAUCAGUUAAAACGAGCUACUAAUAUUUCGCUUUUACCAGAAUCGUUUGUAGUUUCUGGUGAAAGAAGAGAACUUGGUAUUAUUGCAGUUUUAAAACAAGGAUUUGGAUUUUUACGUUCUGUUGAAAGAGAACCAAAGAUUUAUUUUACUUUCAACGAAGUUCUGGAUGUUCAACGAAAAUUAGAAUGUAACGAUGAAGUUGAAUUUACAGUGGCACAGGAUCCUUCAUCUUCAUUUGGAAAUUCUAGACAGAGUGCCAUACGAAUUAAACACUUGUCUCGUGGUUCAGUACAAUUUGAAGUACUCAUUGAAGAAGGAUUAGUUGGCUUAGUAACAGUUGUAGCUACAGAGAUAUUUGAACAAUCAAGUCCUUCUAAAAACAAUGCUCAUCAGUUUGAUGAGGUUACUUAUGAACCAGGAGUUAUUACUUUGCAUUCAAACGGUGUUAAGAGAACAAUACUGUAUAACAUCAAAGACUGUAAUGGAAAAUAUAUACCAAGACAAGGAGAUAAAGUGAGAUUCAAUCUUUAUCAAAUUAAACGCAACAAGGAAUUAAUUGCUAUGAAUAUUCAUUUGGCCUCAACCGUGUCAAACAAUACAAAUAAUACACAUACUUCGUCUACUGACGAACAAAAUCGAGCAGACAUCAAGUAUGGCUAUAUUGCCGCACUUAAAGAUGGAUUUGGGUUUAUCGAAACCAUAGCACUUGAUUCUGAAGUAUUUUUUAGAUAUGCAAAUUUGAAUGAACCAAGCGCGUCUCUUGAACUUGGUAUGGAAGUAGAAUAUACACUGAGUACCAGGAAUACAGGAAAUGGUGGGAGCUGUGCAUCUGCUGAAAAUGUUAGAAUUUUGCCACCAGGUUCUAUUAGUGACAACUGCGAAUUGCUUCAACCAAAUGUUAUUUUGGAUGGAGUGGUCUCUCGUCCAUUGCGAUCUGUAAAUCCUGAGCAGACUGAAUAUGCUGGUAUAAUACAAGAAGUACCAACAACCGAAGAAGAAAAUAUUUCGCAAUAUGAAUUUGGAAUUAAAGGUUUGAUAAAUAAAAGAGAGUUGCUACAAGUUGGAGAUCCUGUACAAUUUCAAGUAGACUCAAAAAAUAGAGCUGUAAACAUAAUUGCGAUUCGAAAGAAACAAAGAGCUCACGUUGACGCUAUUAAAGGAUUAUUUGGUUUUUUAACUCACGAAGUAGAAGGUGGUAAAAAACUAUUUUUCCAUACAUCUGAAGUAACUGAUGGAAUUAAAUUAUAUCAAGGAGAUUUAGUGGAAUUUGUAUUAGUUGUCAAUCAACGAUCAGGAAAAUCAUCUGGCUGCAAUGUUACUAAAAUAAGUUCUGCUGAAAAUUCACCUCCCAAACAACCUUCUCAACGACCAGAACAUUUGAUUAACCGCAUACGUACCAUUUCUGUAAUAGAUGAUGGUUCACCAAAAUUAGUAGUAAUUCGUCAGCCUUUAGGUCCAGAUGGAUCAAAAGGGUUUGAUCCAAAUGCUCGUAAACAGCACAAUCCAGGGCAGCUUAUUGAUGUGUAAUGCGGUUCACAUUUGAGUAAUUAACAUUUGACUACCACUGACUUAUUUCCCGAUUCAGAAUUUUAUCAUUAUGAUUAUAUUACUAUCAAUUUUAUCUUGUAAUAAAUAAUGAGCUUCCAACUUGUUGAUUAUAAAAUUACUAGUCUUGGAGAAUAGGUCGUCAACUUAAUUGUAACCAAGUGUCUAGCAUUUAGUGUAUUCAAACUAAGUCUUACAAUGAUUAUUUUUUUUUUUUUGUGAAAAAUUUAGCAAUAAGAUAACAGGUUAUUAGUUAAAAUAUUUUAAAACAUUUAAUUAAUGUUAGUUAUUAGAAGGCACAUAAAUUAUAUACACCUUAGACACAUAGAUAAGUAAUAGAAAAUGACAAAAAAACAUUCUUAAUUUAAUAUUUUGAUACUUCCGAAAUCUCCGAUGUAUUAUUCAAAUUAACUUCUUUUUCUGUUUUUGAUUUUAAUCGUCAUACACUGGAUAUUAAUCGUUGUUAAACGUGUUAUUAAUUGGUUCAUAAAAAAAUAUGCUUUUUCACUGCUCAAUCUCAUAUUCAUAAUUAGAAUAACUGUCUGUUCUUAUCAUCAAUAUAAAAUAUAUUACAGCUCCACUUGGGUUGUUCUAAUUUCUUCUAUAAUCUAUAACUUCUUAAAAUUCAAUUACUGAAAGUAAUGUUAUUUUGAUCCAAAAAAAAAAAAAAAAAACAGUCAUCUUUAAAUAUAAUGACAUAACAUAUUAUAGUAAUAGUAGUAAUGAAAGAGAUUUUCAGUGUAAUAUCUUUAUUUAAAUUUUAAAAUCACGUUCUGUUCCUAACAUAGAUCUCCCUAUUUUCAGCACCGUAUACAUUAAUAAUCUCCUUCCCGCAUUUUAAUUUUAAUUUAAUUUUAGUUGGAUGCAUUUAAAAAAAAAUUUCUAAUUCCUCUUAAUAAUUUGAGUAAACCAUAUAUAUUAUAUGUUAUUAACAACCUAAAUUGUGCCUUAAUAAUUUACAAAGCUACAUGCUACACUUGUAGUUAAACAAUUCUUAUAUAUAUAUAUAUAUAUAUAAAUAUUAUAUUGUAUAUAUAUAUUUUAUAUUUUAUUAUUUUAAAAUUAUUGACUACGUAUUUGACUGAGGUUUGUUUUUCCAUACAUAAGUAUAAUUAUUUGAAAAAAGAUGUUUUUCUGUUAAAUUUAUUAAUGACUAUAUGAAUAACCUUUAAUUCUUUAAAUGCAUCCAAUUAUUGAAUAUGCUCACAAUAACUUAAUUAAAUUAGCUUUUAAUCUAUUACUUUAAACCUAGGAUAAUAAUCCUACAAUUGUGAGCAAAACUUACAUUUUCCACAUUAAGUUUACCUUUACUCAAUAAAUAAAAUUUGAUUUCAUAAUUAAUAUUAACUAGUGAUUGUAAAUACAAACAUUUAUGCAGUAUCUUAAUUAAUAAUAAAAUUAAAUAUACAAAUUAAGGUUCAAAUACACACACGAAUAACACUAAGUCAUAGUUUUUAAGCAGAUUUUUUUUUUAUCCACACAUACACAUUUAUUUUUUUUUUUCUAGUACAAAUCUUAUAAGUCUUGUCUAUUUAUUUAUUAUAAUAAUCGUUCAGGUAGUGUUUUUUCAUUCCACAUUGUUUUUCAUCACAUGACUAUACUCACAGUUAAUCUUUCGAGCUUUUAGAUUUGUAUAAGCAUUCGCUUAAAAGAAAUUUAGCUAUACAGGUAUGAUGAGACAUACAUACAAAUUAUGCCAAACAUAAACUAGUAUAAGACGUAACUAAACUGUGAUAAAUUAUGAGUAUGAACUAUUGUAAUGUAUUUUAAUUGUUGUUUUUUUUUUUAUUUGAAAAAAGGCAUGUAAUAUUUUGUAUUUGUUUUUUGUCUUGCAAAUGAAAUGUAUUUCCAAAAAAAAAAAAAAAUCAUUGAAACGUAAAAACAACAAUGCAUUGUUUUGCAAGGAAAAAACUUGUACAAUAUUUAAACAUGAUUUUUAUAUUAUAUUGUAAAUAUAUUAUAUUAUAAUAAAUAUUAAUGAUGUAAUAUUUUUGAAUAACGUCGUAAUCAUAGUAAUAAUGGUUACUAAAUUUAUUAAAUGCACUAAAGUUUAUAAUUAUUAUUAUACGUUUAGUGUAAAUGAUGUUUGAAAUUGUUAACUGGACAGUUUGCAAACUCUCUAAAAUUAUUCAGCAACUAUUUGAUAUUUAUAUUAACUAUGUGCAAUUUGGUUCAUUAUUAUUUUAAUGUACCAAAAUUAAUUUUCUUAAAAAAUAUAUACUAUAUUAUUCUUCAUAUAAAAGUAUUAAUUAUCAUAAUAUUUUUAAUUAAUUAUUUAACUUAAACUAAAUAUCUAUUUGUAACUUAAAGUUAUUUGAAUUUGCUUUAUACAAUAUAAGAGAGCAUUUAUACAAUAUUCAACAUAAUAUACUUAAUUGUAUUUACAAAUUUAACCAAUAAUUUCUGCUGAACAAUUUUAGUAUGCUAAUGCACAAUUUUUUUUUAUGUAUGGUUAGAUAUAUUUAAUUAAAUUGUAUUUAUUAACUUGAGGGAUCAGGAAUAUUUUAAGGUUACAUAAUAUAUGGCCUUUUAAAUAAUAAUGUACGUGUAUUUUAAGAAGAUUAAAUAUGUAGUAUUUAAGUAGCAUGAGUUAUUGUGAGCAUUAUCAUAUUUAUAUAAUAUGUAGUCAAGUAAUUAUAAUUUAUAACAUAGCCUACUAAUAAUUAAAGUAGAUUAUGAGAUGACGAUUAUUAUAAUUAUUAAUUAUGUAAUUGCAAAAACUAUAUGUAGCAUUACAUGUUUUUCCGGGUUGCUUGUGAACUAUAAUAACAUUUUACCAAAUAAGACAAUUAUUGACAAAAAUUGUUAAAGACUUUUCUGAAACACUAGGGAAAAAUAAUUAACUCGCUGAAACUGUAAGGCUGAAAAAAUAACAAAACAAUUUGAAACAAACAAUGAAAUGUGUUUUUUAUUUGAAAACAAUGACCUCCUUUCCAUUAAUCAUGUGUUGGAGAAAAAACAAAUGUGAUUUUUUAAUACAAUUUCAAUGUUUAUAGUUUUUCCAAUACUGCUGAUACUGUACCGUUGUUUUGAUCUAGUAGCUUUAUUACUGUUACUUCUUACUAAAUCGGGCUUGUGGUUCUUAUAGUGUUCAUAUUAUAUCUAUACAUUUCUGAACAAUCAUAUUAUGAUCGUUGUAUGUUUUCAAUAUUAUGUUGACUUGUUAACAAUUUUAAAACUUAUAAACUGCACCAUAAAAUUUAUAAAUUUGAUUAUUAUUGAUAUUGAUCGUUGGUAUUUGGAAGAUAAUUUAUCAAUUUUCUUAAGUUAAAACCAAUGCUGUUCCGUUAUAUAUAUUGUGUGUGCCGUGUCAGAUACAGAAGGCAGAUGAAGUGUAAUUUUUGAAGCAAAAGCUUUAAUUAGUACUUAUAUUAUUUGGCAUUACACCUAUGUUUUUUAGUUCCUUUACUUGAAGUAAAUGAUUUUAAUUAACGAGAUAAAAUAUAUUUUGUUUUGUACAAAUUAUUUUUAUAAGAAAAAAAAGAUAAUAAAUAUUAUUUAUAUGUAAUAGUAUUAUUUUUAGACUGUCAAAGGGUUGAACGCAAAAUUUUUUGAUUUUAAUAGAAAUUAAAACAAUCUAUAUAAAUUCAACUUUAUAUAAUUGUCCAUAUUACAUGUCUUACCCAAAUAUAUUAGUUUCAAAUUUCUCAAUAAUUUUAACACCAGAUAACUUGGUUCAAUUUUGGCAUUGUGAUCCUUAAAAAAAUAACCUAAAUAAUUAAUAACUUCUGUUAGUACUUAUACAGUAUGAUCGUCAUUGGAUGGCCUCUCCUUAUAUGUAUUAUUUUUACUAUGUAAUAUGUAGGUUUUUUUUUAUGUAUAAUAUAUUAUACUUUUAUCAGA
Metopolophium dirhodum (rose-grain aphid) is the source of this 7538-nucleotide messenger RNA. It is a transcript of the gene Unr, whose product is annotated as cold shock domain-containing protein E1. The coding region runs from base 843 to 3677 and encodes 944 amino acids. Lineage: Eukaryota; Metazoa; Arthropoda; Insecta; Hemiptera; Aphididae. Gene Ontology annotation, molecular function: nucleic acid binding. The transcript has 13 exons. The record is from RefSeq and is a predicted model, not a curated record.